UGAGACGCAAUAAGUAAAAAACGGUACGCGUUCCAUCAUCAUCAUUCCGGUCGGCUAUUUUCAACAGCAAGUUUUCGGCAAAUUUGCACGAUGCAAAAUGACUUCAGCCCUGGCGGGUUUGUGCGUUUUGUUACAAAGUUUCGGCUGCUAAUGUGCGAGUAAGUUUGCAAAGCCAGCAAAUGCAGUAAUGUUACACAUUUGCGGUGGUAAAAGAAUCGACCAUACAGUGCAUUGGCGCUGCUGUGGCAGCAAAGGUGUGAGUUCCGGGAAGUUAGCAUUCUAGGCGAAGGAAAAGAAUCUUUGGACUGGUUGCUGGAUGAUUUUGCAGUGUUUUGUAGUCAACCAAAUGGCCAACGGACACAAGUAAUUGCGUGCGCUAAGAUGAAUAGAAGGGGAGGGCCCCGCCAUGUUUUGGGUUGGGUACGAGUUGUGUGGAAAAGGCCAGUGGUGUGCGGUACCUAGCGGAAGAAGUGAGACAAAGUGGAUUUUGCAACCACCAAAGGUCAGUGUAUCGUUCUCAUUUCCAUACCCACAAUUUCCUCCGCUUUCCGUGUGCGAGUGCGUCAACACACCCCGUGUUUUUUUAGUGCCAAUCUGUUAUCGACCAAAAGUAGCGGAAAAGUAAUGCAAAGAAAGAAAAAAAAAACCGAAACACGGUCCAUUCCCUGUUUUGUUUGGCUUGCUGUUUUAUUGUGCCUGUGUAUGUGUGUGUGGUAUUGUGUAUGACCGUCAAUGUGAACUACGCACGGUUGAUGAAGAUCGCGUUGAGCCCCUUAGUGUAAAAAGAGAGAGAGAGUACAGUGACAAAAAUAAUGCGUGCAAGGUGGUUUUCACAUGCGAACAAAUGCGCAACAUCGGGGGUCGUCAGAUCCAGCAUUUGCAAUUAUGCCCCUAGCGCGAUCAUUGCUUGCGGUGGAGCGUUACAAAGCGUACCCGGUUUCCGAUUCGUUUCAGGAACGCAUUUUUGAUACCUUUGUGGCCAGUUAAGAGUAAAAUAAACACGUGAUCUACUGUUAAUAUGUUACAUCUGUACAAGUAUAAAAAGUAUUCACUGCAAUCAACUAAAACAAAUCCGUUUGUGUACCUUUUUUUAACGUUCACGAAAGUGUUAAUUGUGCGGAGUUUUCCUACAGUCACGCCUGCUACUUUUGUGUGUUCGUGUGUGAGUGAAGAUUCGGUACGGCAUUAAGGAACAAUCGAAUUUGCACAUAUCAUCUAGUAUGUUAUGUUUUAUGCUGUUACAGCCUAUAAUGUUUUUGCUUUAGCAUAACAUCCACAAAAAAUGCGAAUGCGGGAAGAAGCGUUUGAUCUUCUUUUUGUUGUUGUUUAAACAAUAAUCCCCGUCGUUGUUGUUUGCCUGCUCCUGCGCCCAUCAUUCGCGUUGCUUGCUCGCGCUCCUUUCGUUGGUUUUUGUUGUCUUUCUCCCUGAUGACGCUCUCGCUCUCGCGGUGCGCUCUCCAUCUCUGUUUGGAUCUCUCGCUUCACAUUUCGCUCUUGUUUUCGGUGUGCGCGCGCUAUACGUUACGCAUCCGUUUCGAUAUGUUUUAGUUAUUCUUGCCUCGCAUUCCGUGUGUGCCGUACACAUCUGUGCCAGUGUUGAUUUUGGCUCGUGUAUCGCUCUAUCCGCUCUGACCGGCUUAAAGGUGCAGCAGCAGGCGGAACGCUGACCGGUAAAAGAAAGGAUGUAAAAAAUAUCAACGCGAUAAACUCAGUGUAGAGUCGCAGUCGAAUUAAGUAAACACGCGAACACGUUUAUAGCAAACGGUUGCAGUUAGUUUAGUGCUGUCAAAUUUGACAGAUAGUGUGCGUGAAAGUGUUUUUAGUUUAUCCUGUUUCUUCGUACAGUUUGUUUUUCCCCUCUUUACAAACAAAUUGUUACUAUUUUUUACGUGUCCACGCGGGUUUAGCAAAGUGUUCUUCCAUUCCGAAGAGAAAACGCAUCGUAGCAAAGUAUUAUUAAGCCGUGAAUAAAGCUUGUUGUCGGCUGCACAGGGGUCGUAUUUGGCACGGGAAUAUUACCAUUGUUUGCACGCAAAACCAGUUAUGCAUGCGUAGGUGGUUCCCGUGGCCACACGAGAAGGCCGCGAGAAUAAAUACACGUUUUCACACACACACACACACACGCACACACGCAUGGACCAGGGCACUGGCCCUCCGUUCGUUGCUAAGUGCUGGUGUGUGAUGUGAUGCAUCAUCAUCAGUUGCGCGUAUGCAUCAAUCCCUGGUCUAGUGUGAUGCAUGCGGCCCAUUGUGGGAAUGGCAAUGUUGAUCGUAGUGGUGAAGGCGAUUGACCGGAAAACAUGCAAAAACACAUCAGAUAUGAUCGUCGUAGGUCCGGAUCGCUGACUUGUUUAUAGUUGCAGCAGGAACAAAAACAACAAACAAAACAGCACAAGAUCGGCGAUACCACCACCAAACCCGCAUCAAUCAAUAAGCGACAGCACGGGCAGUGUGAAGGGAAAAAUAAAAGGAUACAUCGAUAGCAGCGCCAAGGAGUUUUAGUGUGGUGGUGUGAAACGUUUAAUACGAACAACAACAGCAGCAACAACCACAUGCGGUUAUAAUUGGCGUCAACUGCCGUUACGAAAUUACAUACCCACAAAUGGUGAAGGAUUUUUUAUGGCGCUGCUCUCAUUUCGACUUAGCAUUGUGUUUACAAUAGGAUUACUGUUGCUGAAUGGAUUCGCUUCCGAUACAUCCGUGCUGGCAUUUGUUAACGAAGAAGGUCCGGAGCGGCUGCGGCUAAUAGCCGCUCCACCGUCACACGUCAUCCUGACGGGGAGUCGCAAUGCUCCAGUGUAUCUGCCAUGCCAGGCAGAGCUUGGACCAGAAACGUCCGACGACAUACCGAACAGUAGUUACGGGGAUGAAUAUUUAGACGGACACAACGAGGAAGACGAUGAAGAGGAGGAAGAUGACGAGGGUUAUGAUGAAGAUAUGGACGAGAUGGAGGAUGAUUUUCUUCCGCACACCUCCACGCUGCUAACCGGCAACGAUCUGUCGAACGAUCAGCAGCACUUGCAGCAAGGUUUGGAGCAGCAGCAGCAGCCUCAGCAUUACGCCCGUCAGUACAAAGACUAUGAAACUGAGGACGAUGAUGAGCGUCGGCGAAGGCGUCGUCGUCGCAGAUACGUGCACACACAAAGACGUGGUCUCUCCGGAGGCGAAUAUUACGGGUCGCCCAACAUGUUCGAGUAUGUUUGGUAUCGCAACGGGUUGGAAUUUCUUACCACGUCCUUCCAGAACCAGAACCAGCAUCAAACGCAUAAAGGAUUUCGGCUGUUUGAAAAUGGCACGCUGCGUAUACCAUACAACCGUCAAAAUGGCAACAUGGCGGCGGGUGUGUAUCGGUGUAUGGCAACGCUCGUAAACCAUCAGCAACGCUAUCAGGGUUCGGUCCUAUCCACCGAAUGUACCGUUUCGAUAGCAUAUCUCGAACGGGACAAUCGGAUCAAUUUCCCCAAUUAUACGAUCAUAGUACGCGCGAAUGAACCAACCGUCCUUCCCUGUCCCUUUCAAAGUUAUCCAACGGCAAACAUUACAUGGUCGGUGAAUAAAACCGUGCUGCAACUGCAGGCAAAUUUGGGUAGCUCGAAAGAAAACAGAUUUUUCCUAUUGCAAAAUGGUAGCCUCCUUAUCAGUGAUGUUCAACCGAUGGACAGUGGGCGAUAUCGUUGCAAUGCGACAAAUAACUUUGUCACCAAAAACGUACGCAGCACUAGUGUGAAUCUUGCCGUGAUUAGUACACCCCAAAGUAGCCUUAUGAUGGUGGCAAAGAAACGACUUUUGCCACCACUUCAACCUCUGCACAUGUCCGUUCGAGCUGGGGAAACGCUUCGGCUGCACUGCGCUUGUUAUGCGUGCAAGCCCCAGUGGACGUUCACGCCACGCAAUAGCGAUAUGCCCAUUCGUCUCGAUAACUACACCCAUCAGGUUGUGUUCGUGAACGUUUCCGUCGCACGGCACGAAGGAAGAUUCAUCUGCCGAACGCCAGACGGAACGGAUCGUCAAAUAUUCAACGUGACCGUGUUGGUACCGCCGACGAUCGUUAGCAGAAUUGCCUCGUACACUUCAUCGGUAGUUGCGUCGAUGGCGUUUAACUGCACUGUCGCCGGUAAUCCAACGCCGACCGUAAUCUGGUACAAGAAUGGACGCGAGCUUACCAGCAAUUACAUCGUACAUUACAACUAUCCGAUGCUGCACAUCAACACACUAGACCCGGAGGACGAAGGUCUGUACCAGUGUAUGGCGCGGAAUGCAGCCGGCGAAAUUUCCGCCUCGUCUUAUCUGACGAUUCGCGACAAGCAGAAAUAUCGGCACAAGGCAAAGCGACUAGAAGGAAUCCGUUGCUACCCGGCAGAUACGACCAGCUUGUACUUAACGUUUACCGUACCACCGCAUGCCAGUGCCAACAUUGAGUACGUGAUGUACUAUCUGGCAAGUGAUGAUCCGUUCCGGUGGUACAGUUCUCCACCAACACACUUGGCAGCUAACGGCAGUUUGCGGAUCAGUGGAAAGAUGGUCGAACCAUUUCGCAACUAUACCGUAUUUUUGCGUGCUUGCUCGGUUAGCGAUAUAUCCGGUGCGGAAAACAUUCGUGGCAGUGGUACGCAAGGCAUGCAGAAAGUCAUCCCGUCCAGGUUGUCCAGGGGAGUCCGGUGUGCAUCACAAGGAUAUCCUAUUCUCUCGACGUUUUUCCCGAAUAAUGGAAUUUUCAUCUGGUGGCCCAAGUAUGAUUUGGUACAACCGGCUGCCUUCACGAUACAGCUUCGACAUGGUGGAAACAGUAAUCUGACCACCUUUACCAAUCAAAUCAUCGGUACAGUCGAUCCGUUAGAUGACUAUAUGUCGCACGAAGAGGUUGGACCACUGCUCGGGAAGAUAGAUGCAGAAACGAAAGAACUUCAGGAUUGGCUAUGGAACGAGUACGACGUGGCGGAUGGAAGUGGUGGUGGUAAAAGUAUGGAAAAUCGGCAACAUCAGCGUCGUCGGCGUCGGCGUCAAAGCCACAGAGAAAAUCGACGCAAUCGGCAUGCAUUCGAUCUAUCGAAGGAUCGGAAACAAAUGCUCGAUUCUCUCGCUACUAGCGGAGCAAUGGAUGUGGAUGUAUCGAUUCCGAUGAAUGCAGCACACAUACGAUCCAAUGCGUCCAGCCUGGAAGCGGUAGUAGCAGCGGCCAAACUUUCUGCUGCCGCACUAGGCAGCUCGAUUGAUGAUGCUCAAAUACGGAAAACUCAUCAACAGAUCACGGUAACACAGGUGAAGGUUGCGGGUAAUGUGACCGGUAUUCUUCUUCCAAACAUACGCAGUGUGAUGGUACGUGUGUUGGGCUCAGUAGCCCCAAACGGUGAACCAAUGGUACAGGAUUUGCGUUAUGUUGAGUGGAAAGCGAUUGAUACCGAUGCACCGAGAACCGAUGCGGUAAAUAGAUUUCAGGCAAGUCACAUCGAUGCCAGAAGUGUACAAUUUACGUGGAGUCGUUUCGUUGCAACAAAGACGAUAAACCGGUGCUUACAGCUGUGCUAUAAAAAUGUAAACUAUGACGUUACAAUGCGGGGAGGAUCAAGCCGUUUCGAUUGUCAAAAGAUUCCGAAGGAUGCGUCUUACUAUAAUGUGAAGGAUUUGGUUCCGGUUACUAUGUAUAAAGCUUUUCUAAAACCCUGCGAAUCGAAUGAGGCACUCAGCGAUAUUUUGGAUUUUCAAACAAAGCACGAUGUUCCCGGACCGGUAACGAAUCACGAGCUUCAUCGUAAGGGUGGAACCAUUAGCAUAACUUGGGGCCCUCCCGAAAAUCGCAAUGGUAUACUGCAGGGCUAUCUGGUGGAAUGGAUAAACGAGGAUAGUGUGCAACAUUCGGCUAAUCUUUCAGCCGAUGCCGUAAGCUUCACGUUUCCCAAUGUAACAUCCGAUGAACGCAUCAAUAUAUCGCUCCGUGCACUCAGUAGCUCCGGGCUAGGCAUACCGAUAUACUUGAAUUUGAAAAAUUACGAGCCUAUUAUUGAUGGUGUGGAUGGGAAAGGUUCCGGCAGUCCCACAGGAUAUAGUGAUCGGUGGUUGCUCCAGCUCUACUUGAUAGUGCUUGUGCUGUUAUUGUUCGUUGUCAUGGGAGUGUUUUGCUAUUUAGUAUUUCGGCGGAAAGCAUGCAAAAAAGCGGCUAAUAGUUCGGGGGCGCCACUUAACAAUCGUGCCCCAUUGGCUGCCGGUAACGAUGCACGGCACCAUCUUACGAUCGAUGCAUCUGCCAUGCAAAUGAUGGGUAUGGUAUCCGGAUGUAAUAACGAUAUGCAUGAAAUGCAAACUCUAAUUCGCUCAAGCAACAACUAUCCAAAUGCAAACGGAGGAUUAAUGGCUAAUGGACUGCCAAUUAGCAGUUGCGUUCAAUCAUUGCCAGAAACGAACCCGGGCCCAGGAGCUGCAAUGAUGCCCAGACAUAGACUACAAGCUAUAAAAUGUUUUGAUGCAGGAACAACAAAUGCAUUGCUGGACGAAACAGCUCCCAGCCAGGCAAAUGUGGCGCGUGGAUGUACAGCUAUUACUUCCUACAAGGAGCUAUUGGGUAAAGAUCGGAUGGAAGGCGCAGAAAGAUUUGUUGCUACUGUCCCUAACAUAAACCCACGUGGUCAGUUUGAAGUAGAUAAUAGUGUUGCUUCUGAUACGAAUGACAGCGCUUCUCUAAAUAGAGACAUUCGUCGUUCAUCGGUUAAACAAGAGCAGAGUACAAUAACAAAUGGUUCGAAAACAUCGUCAAACUAUAGUGACAGGAUCUCGCAAGCAACUCUCACUCGCGGUAACAGCGAGGAUAAGCAGUCACCAUCCAUGUCCAAAGUUUCCUGCGCUGUCCUGCCAUCGUCAUCGUCCUCGUGUUCAUCCACACCGUCAUCAUUAUCGCCCGCUUCCUCACAAUGCGUACUAAAGAUGCGAACCCCAUUAGAAUUCGAUAGUAGCCAACGUAGAUUAUUAGAGACUACUUUAGAUAGUAACACAAGCACCAUUAAUGUAGAAGAAACGACGCAACAGCAGUUAGAUAUACCAGCAGCAGCAGCACAACCACCACCACCACCACCACCACCACACCCAGUAGAAAUUUAUAAUUACGAUUAUGCAACGAACUGUGAUGAUGAAAGAGAAGAUGAAAGAGACCACAGCCGACAACUGCUGCUUGUGCAGGAGUGCCGAGAGGUGCCUGAAAAUACAACGAGUCCGUUGGUGGGUUCGAUGUCAACAGACCAAACCACCGGCGGGUUUCCUACUGUAAAUGAGCAGGAGAAGCAUAGCAAGUGUACUACUCGGCGCCAGCAGUUGAAACCUCAUAAUGAAGCGAAUCUUAACUAUCACCACUUAGAAAGGUCUACGGUGGACGCGCCACGUCCCGAACAGGGUGGUGCGUACGUGACGAGCAACGGUGUGGAAUUGUCGCUGACGAAGAAUCCACACAGUUGCAACCUUAAGAGUGAUAAGGAGGACGACGGCGAUGAUGACGAUGAUGAUGAGCUGGAUAACUCAUCAUCGCUACUGAACACAAGCAGCCUCAGUACAAAGCCCCUGCAUCAACAGAACCACACUUCUAGCUGGAACUUUCGGCGUCCGAUCAUCGGUCCGAACGGCUAGGCUCAACGCGAAAGGAAACCAAUGAAUCGGGUGUAUAGUGUCGGAAGUGAAUGGCCGAUCAGCACAUUACCGAUCUGUGGAAGGUAAUGACCUUCCGCUGCCUCUCAGGUACAUUCGUUUUAUGUUGUAGUUUUUGAGAUGCCGUUUUAGUGUUUGUUUUUCGUUGUUAAGAAUACCAAACUACCGUGCAACAACGCGGCACCUAGUAAUCAUCAGACGGUGCGACAACAAAACAAAAAACAAAAAUCCUGAAAAGAUGUUAAGCAAGAGAACAAUUUGAUUGUUAAAGAAGCUAACGCAAACAACAGCGCAUUGUCAGCGAUGUGCACCGCGUACUAGUAAGUACCUCACGAAUGUGGUGGUACUCGGAAUGAUGUCGUUCGUCAUUUUACAGUAUCAGCGUGCGCUGGAAUGGAAGGUCCUGUGUGUAGCGUAGUAAUUAUAGAACGAAGCAGAGGCUUCAUCGUAAUUUUCGAUGAUUAAUUUAAGUGAUAUUUUUAGUUUGAUGUUAUGACGAGUCUUCUAUAUUUUGAAUGCUUUUCCCCCUUCUUCUUAUGCUAAUGAUCUUUUAUGUAUGUAAUAUUUUUUCUAAGCUCACCCAAUAAUGAUGCCCACUGUUAGUUCGAUUGUUUUGCAAAAGGUGAACAGUUCCCGCCACGUACGUACCAGCACGUGGAUAUCAUAUAUGUUUCCUAUUAAUGAAACGAUUUGCAUUUAAUCAUAACCUAAUGAGUACACUCACAAUCCCACAUACCUGUUGCAAAUGCUUGCAGUUGAAUAGUAUAUGAUGCUCCGGUGCAUUUGUGUAUGUUGUUACAUUUGUUUUACACGAUGUACAUUUUGAUUGUCUUUGUCGAGCGCUCUUUUAUGUUACAAACUUUGCCUACAGCCACCAACAUAUUUAAAUAGUUUGCAACAUCUCUCGCAACAAGAAAAACAAACAAACAAAAACUCUUUCUAAUGGAAAAAACUGUACGGUAAAGUAGCAAGGCUCUCCCAUCAGUGUGAUCUACAGUAUUGUUUAUUUAUGAAAACUCGCAUUUUGUUUUAUCGAUAUAUUCCCCAUGACUGUGACUAUAUGUUUGCUAUUAUAAGCCAUUUGAAGCACGCUCUCUGUGUUAAUGAAUUGUGUAUGAUAGCAGGAAAUCUUUUCUUGCAAUUUUCGUGCAAAUUCCGUUUAUGAAAAAAACAAACAAACAAACAAACAAAAAUUUCCAUAAAAAAACGAAGUGAAGAAGUACAUACAGUUGGAACGAAAUGGAUCCGGUAACCAGGAUACUCACAGCAAACUAAAUGUUUUACUUUGUUGCCAAAUAACGUUACAAUAACUCGAUGUACUCGAAACAAUGAAUGUUGAAUUACUUACAUUUAUACAAGCAGCUAGUGGUUGCAGCAUUCUUCAGUGAAGAAAUGUAACAUACCCCGUAAGCAAUCGAACCGAAACGAUAGCUGAACGAUGUAAUCGGAAAGCGUCUGAUGUAAUUUUAAUGGUCUAAUUUUAUACACCUGUGUAAUAAUCUCAUCGUCCCACCAAAGAACAAACACACGCUAGCGGUAUGAAAAUGUAUAUGCACUAAUAUAUAUGCCAAUAUUUAGAUUCAUAUAUAGAUUCGCACCCUGACCUUAACCUCUAAUUCUCUGCAGCUAAACACACUACAUGUACUUCUUCAUCUUCAACUUAGUUUUUUUGUUGUUGUUGUUGUUGCCGCGGUAUUAAACUGGGAAUUGGGUGAGCAAAGUUUAAUUUUAAAAGAUGUUUAUAUUACGUACGUGUUCUAUCUUAUGAUAUUUAUUUAUGCUAACGUACGAUUUACAAUUUAUAACACAAAACACAAUGGUUCUAGAUGUGCCGUUAUAUCAUUUUUUUUCCUCACUUUAUGUUUAUGUUGUUUUCCUAGGGUUUUUGUUUCCUUUAGUUUUGUAUUGAAAAGGAAAACUUAAUUGUUGACUUGAACUCAAAAUUUCAUUAUACACACAAACCAAUCCUCACAUCCAAAUCCUCACCCUACUCAUCCUCUUUCCCAACCUUUUUGGGCCAAGCAAGCAAAAAACACACAACGUAUGCCAAUGCAAGAACAAACAGAACAGUUACAUUGACCGACGAUAUAAUGAAAUAAGAAUAAUCUGGGUACCUGACUUAUAAAUAGUAGUAAGUAAGUACAUAACCCUAGCGAUACAUAAUGUAAACAUUGGAAAACUCUAUAUUAUACUAGCAUACGAGCAAAUAAGAAAGUAAUGAUGAAUAACAAAAUCGUAAACAACAAACAGUGCUACUCGCGUGAGUGUGUGUAGCAAAUGCGUAAACGUACACCACAAUACGAUAUACUAGAUUUGGACAAUGCAUACUAGUAAAGAAGGGCAGAGCAUAGUACACGCAUAGCAACGCGAUAGUUGGCGUUCUUUGAUGUUGCUAACGACGUUGACGAUUCGAUUCGUUUGUCUGUGUUUGGUUCUGUUUUCCACGCUGAUUACAUUGUUUCUUUCAAGCUCAUUGGUUGGUAUUGAAUGAAAAACGAAUUAAUCGCGACAAAACCAUUAAAAGCCAAUCAUUUAUCCUUUUCUCACUGUCCACAUAGGGUAAAGCGUGCGAUCCUUUAUUUGAUCUUCCUUCCAUUUUUCGAUGGUAUACAUCAUACAGAUCGUAGCAGAUCGUGUUACGCCGAACAGGAAGGAAGGGAGUGUUGAUGUAUCAUGCUGUAUAUUAAAGAUAGAAAGUGCGUUAGAGCAUGAGAGAGAGAGAGAGAGAGAAAAAGCAACAAAUAAGAAAGAGCUACAACACAUGCCACUGAUACCUGUUUGUUAUAGAGCGAACUUACAACACUUAUACUUAUUGCUUAGUAUCUUUUUUGUUCGUAUUCUGUUUAAACAAAAAAAAAUCUUACCUGGCUGUACGUGCGUAAAAUUGGGAAUAGACCGUUAGACAGGGAAAAUUUUGUGCUCAUCAUAUGGAUGGAUGGAAACAAUGGAGGAGAGAUUUGCAAAAAUCAUAAAAACACACUCGUAAUUUACUAGAGCUAACACCGGGCCAUAAACGGAGGAGUUUUUUGUUGUUAUUUUUAGAGUUUAAGAUGCAAACAAAACUAUGAGUUGCUUACAAAAAGAAGGAGACAUGUUCUAUACAAACAGUUGUGUGCUUUUGACAGUAUCAUAUCUAUUUAAACGAAAAACGAAACAGUUCAACUGCUUGCUAUUGGCUUACAGUUGUUGUGCAUCAUAAUCAGGUCGGUGCUGUUUCGGAGCGAAUCCAUGAAAUUAUUGAUACGUUUUCGUCAUAUUUAUUUUACUCUCUAUCUACUGUUAAGAUAGUUUAGUUGAAAAACAUGACGUUUUGCAUGCAGUACGUUGCCAAAAUCGCGCUCCGCAAUUCUUUUCUUUCUGUGCGAGUCGAUUAACGCAACAGAAGCUUAUCUCAAUACAUAUACGACACCUCUAUAUUUCCGUUAAUGUUGCACACUUUCACAAACUCCAAAGUUACCAUUUUUUACUCUGCUCUGCAUCUAAGCGCCGCGGCCUAUAAAAUACAUCCGGGAUCCGUUUUGUUGUAGCCGUGUAGCAUAAAGCAUGUGUGCGAACUAAUGUUUUGUUUAAAUGUAUUAUUAUUUAUUUUUAACUGUCGAGUGACACGAGUCCCAAUCCUAAAAAAAAGCAAUAGACUAUUGUGUCUGCCUCCAGGCACGAAAGUAAUAGAGCGUAUAACAACAUGUACCAAAAAGAAAAAAAAACAGAAAAGAAAACCCGAGCAAACACAUUACACAUUAACAUACUCAUUAACAAUGAGCCUAAAACGGAAAAAUGAUAAACGAAACAACACAAAGACGUUGUACCGCCAAUACACAAAAACUGUUAAACAUAGCACAUAUCUAAAACGCAAAAUUAGGAACCGUGGAACGUGACAACAAGACUGUUGAAAGUAAUAGAUGCACAUUCUUGCAGUUGCAGUACAUACGGGAAGGGAGGUUCAAGAAUCGAAGAAAAUACUAUUAUUACCUGAACAGAGUAUACAAAGGAUUGUGACAAAAAGGAAAAACCAGAGAUACAAACACACAGAGACGGAGAGAGAGAGAGAGAGAAAGAAGAAAAAGUUACAGUUACAGGAAUUCUUGAAACAAGGAAAGUAAUGAUGUUAGGAAAGCGACGAUGGGAUAAGAUAGAUGUACCUUUUCCCUUUUUUGUUUUGUUUUGUAAUGCGCUAAUGCGAAUAGUUCCUACACAGGUUUAUUCGUAUACAACACCCCACAUAUAAUGCUCCGGCAAAAAAAACCAAACCAAACGGUAACACAACACAUUCCAUUUUGAUUGUUUUUGUUUUGUUUGCAAUUGUUUUUGGUAUUAACAAAACAAAACCCUCAAGCACACAUCUUCCGCUUAGUCUCGUACGGUAGUAAUCGGAUACAUUUAAAUAACGGCAUCAAUAAUUCACAAUUGUACUAGCAGAAAGAGAGAGAGAGAGAGAGAGAGAUCGAUUAAUAAGUAAUAUGCAGUGCAGAGGCAUACGUUUCGAAAAGUCGUUUUUUUGCCAAUAGACUUUGAUUUACCAUCAUAUACGUUUGCGCCCCGUACCGAUGUUUGUGUGUGCUCUAGCGAUUCCGUUUUGGUUCAAGCGACACGUAUUAAACAAAAGAAAACCGAAAACACAAGGAAGCGUAAUAAUGUAAUAAUAAUACUUGUUAUCUACCUCACAUCAAUGACAAAAUCAAGAAUUUUGUUCGUAAACUUAUUUUUAAGUUUUAAAUUUAUUAAUGAUUAAUUAUGUGAACAUGUGAAUUGAGAAUUCAAACAAUCUCGAAGGAAUAAAUUAGAUUAGAGUAACCGUAAAACUA
Anopheles funestus (African malaria mosquito) is the source of this 12428-nucleotide messenger RNA. RefSeq lists its product as uncharacterized. The coding region runs from base 2620 to 7608 and encodes 1662 amino acids. Gene Ontology annotation, molecular function: cell-cell adhesion mediator activity. Lineage: Eukaryota; Metazoa; Arthropoda; Insecta; Diptera; Culicidae. Gene Ontology annotation, cellular component: plasma membrane; axon. The transcript has 10 exons. The record is from RefSeq and is a predicted model, not a curated record. Gene Ontology annotation, biological process: axon guidance; homophilic cell-cell adhesion; dendrite self-avoidance.